AUGGCUGAGUUCGACGCGAACAACAACAGUGCUCUGCCGUUACCGGAAAAAGCGCAAGAAAAAUACUCACUACGACCCAGGGCAUCUCUGAAACGCGAAGAACCUGACGAGGAUCACGAAGACAGUUGGAAACCAUCAACUCGCGGUCGGUCCACCAAACGGCGCCAAAAACCUAAGCCCCUCAGCAGGUAUCGGAGGAAGACGGCCAACGCGCGUGAGAGGAGCCGCAUGCGGGAGAUCAACGAGGCGUUCGAAGCCCUCCGCCGUGCCGUUCCCCACCUGGCGGUGGAGGCACACAACGAGAAGCUGACCAAGAUCACCACGCUCCGGCUGGCCAUGAAGUACAUUUCAGCUCUCAGCGGACUCUUGACCGCGGCGCCCGGCGCCCAGUCUUCGUCAUCGCCGACCACUGCUGCCGAGGCCGCGGCGGCUUCAGCUAUAGCCGCGGCCACGACCACCAUCUGUGGCGGCAGCAUUGGUGGCGGCGGAGGACUCGUCGGGACAGCAGCUAUGUCGUCGUCAUCGGCCUCGCUGCCGAUUACCACCGACCACUUGGCCGCGCUUGGCUGCUGUCUGUCGCCUUCGACGUCCGACGACGUCGACUCGCUGCUCAGCGAGUACGCAUCUGACUUACUCUGCGGCGGCGGUGGCGGUAGCGAGUGCUCCUCCGCUGCGUCCACGGUCGGGUUCCUCGCCGAUCACCACCAUCACCAUCAUUCGGCCGCGUUCCUGCGUGACUUGCCGGGCGCGGCCGCGGCUUAUUCGCUGUCCCCGUCGUCGUGCUCCACGUCGGCCACCGACGUCGUCGGUUUCCCGUCGCCGCUUCUGUCCGCUGACUUCCCGGUGGACGUGGCCGCGGCGUUCAUGCCGUUCGCCGACCACCCGCUACCACCAAUCGACUUCAACGGUGACCCGUACAUGUUCGAAGACAACUUCGCGUGCACCGAGUUUAGCUAG
Macrosiphum euphorbiae (potato aphid) is the source of this 957-nucleotide messenger RNA. Lineage: Eukaryota; Metazoa; Arthropoda; Insecta; Hemiptera; Aphididae. The record is from the annotation of a GenBank genome assembly.